Molecule: messenger RNA, 2767 nt
Organism: Dunckerocampus dactyliophorus (ringed pipefish)
Lineage: Eukaryota; Metazoa; Chordata; Actinopteri; Syngnathiformes; Syngnathidae
Gene: card19
Product: caspase recruitment domain family, member 19
Exons: 5
Coding region: 323-880 (185 amino acids)
Cellular component (GO): mitochondrion
Source: RefSeq, a predicted model, not a curated record
GUCUGUCGUUGACUGGAGAAAAUGUUCAUUUAACCUUUUUACGUUGCUUUUUUCCGCGGUAAUAGUUGACAUUUUAGACUCUUAAGACGACGCUGGUGACACAAACCGCGAAAUGACUUACUAAGUAUAAUUCUUGAAGUGUCCCAAAACUUUCCUAUUUGUGGAUGUUGUUUACUGCUGUCUUUGCUAAGUCGAAUACACUUUGUGUUGUCUUUCUUCCCCGCCGUAGAAACGCUGUUUUUGUAUCCUAAUGGAAGGUAGCAUGCGUAAAAGCUACGUUUAGCAAUCUAUUUGUGUUUGUUUGAAUGUCUCGUUGAUUUGAAUGCGACUGAUGUGGACAGACAGCUUCUAUGAUCAGCUGACAGAAGAUGGCGCCUUCCUCAGGGCUGAGAGGAGACUGGACACUGAAUUGGUGGACAAAAUCAUCCUGCAGCUCAACAGAAUCUACCCUCAAAUACUCACAGACAAGGAGGCCACCAAGUUCCGAAACCUGGACGUGCCCACGGGUGUCCGCCUGGGCGAGCUCCUGAUGCACCUGCAGGCAAAAGGCGAGGAAGCAUGCAGGGAAUUCUACAGGGCACUACACCUGCAUGUAGAGGACGUGUACUACAGCUUACCAACACGCCUACGUCUCAGAGAUUCUGCUGAUCCGUUCACAUAUCCUACAAGUGCCAACAAACAGAGACAUGUUAUGAAUGACAAAGGCCCCCUCUUCUUCCUAGGCUGUUUCAGUAUUGCAGUUGGAAUGGCAUUAGUCUAUUAUUAUGGCGAAGACAGGAUGACGGGAGGCAGCCGGGCCCUCGGCAUGGCAGCACUGGGUUUGAAACGAAAAGCCCGCGAGGUUCUUAUAUGGUACACCGAAGAAAGCCUCAUGAAGUAAGAAUUGACUGACCCUCAGGGCCCAGGAGGAUUCAGCAAAAACUUGAUUUGUACCAAAGCACAGCACCAUACUUUGCCUUGUCAAGUGUUUCAUACAGUUUUUUUUAUUUAUUACUUUGAGGGUCCAAUAUAUGAAUAAUGGGACACAUUAAGUUGCCUAUUCUUGGUGGAUAGCUAUUUAAUUUUAAGGGAAGUCAACUAUUAAAAUGAACAGGCAAGUAUAACAUACUAAGCAGCCUCUGCCUAUAAUCUUUAGAACUUGUGAAUUUUCACCCAAUAGGCAUAUAAACGUGUGUUAUUUUUUUAUUGGACAAAACUAAAGCAAAUUUUGCAAUUCGACUUUUUUAUUUAAGACUAUUUCCAAUGUAUUCAUGUAUGUGUGUACAGUACAUUGCUGGGGAAAAAAGAUCGGCGAGCUAGAGCACAGAAACAAUUUUGUACAAAUGCCGCCCUCGUGUGGCGUAAAUAGAGUCUACAUGCACACAGCCGGUCUGUAAAAUCGGUGUGAAAACGCACUCACGUGACUACUCCAGCCAAUCAUUGUCGUUUCUUCUUCGCGCAGUGGAUUCUGGGUAAAGGUUAAAACGUAAUGAAAUGCUAAAAUAACAGCUUAAUAACAAUACCUACACCGUCAAGUAGUAAAUGUUUAAAGUACACAGUAAUUACGUUUGUUUAUAUUUGAAUGUUACAUAGUAUAUAGGUUGCUCAAGCAGAACCAUAAGUGAAGAGGAACCGCAAGAAUGGCACUAUAAGUAAGAGUGUUCCACGGUAGGGAUGACGUGUUGUAUGAAAGGAGAGAAGGUUAGCACUCCCCUUGACAAGGAUGGAAAUGGUCCCUGUGGCCUGCAACACAUAUAUGGUUAAGGCAUUGCCACCUACUUCGUGGCAUCUCUAACCAAGUUUUUUCCCCCUAUUUUUGGCAUUACUUAUUUUUUGUUAUUUGUCCACUUACACACUUGACUUGUUGAGCACUAUUACAACUUAACAUGUGGCAUCGGAAGCUAUUCUACAGCCUGCUGCACUUAUUUAGUCCACCCAAUUUGCCCAAAAGAAAUAUAUAUUUUUAAUGUAUUGUUUAAUGUAUAGAUUGCACCCCUGUUAUUGAGAGACUUUCUGCCCUCAAUUAUUUGCGUAUUUGUCUACGCUUAGUGCCUUUUGCCAUCUAUAUAAACAUAUAUAUAUUUUUAAAUAUCAGGCUGUUUGUACUUCAAUAAGGGCUUUUGGACAAAAGACUAUAAAUGCUCCAAUUAUAGCCUGGGCAUUUAUUUAGAGGACAGGUUAUUAAAUGGAAGCAGGGAGAGAAAUGGGCUCGACCAUCAUCAUUAUACAUGAUGAAUGGGGGCGUUUCCAUAGCGCAGCUUUCCAUAGCUGACGUCAUGUUCUGCUUUGGAAAGCAAAAGAGUUGAGACUCAACAGCGCCUUUGCUGGUUGCGGCCAGGUGCUGCACUCCAUUUUGCCUCAAUUUCUUCCAGAUGCUGCCAAUCACAGUAAAUGCUGUUACGCAUUAAAUAUAUCCACUUAAUUUCUUAACUUAAAAAAUGAUUUGGAGUACUUGAGAAAGUGGAGAGGAAAAUGUAGCUCUCUUAGACCACGUGGUCAUUUAUUUUAACAAGUAUAUUGCUCAACACAGCCGUUGGUUGGUUGGAGCAUUUACAGUAGUUAAUUCAUCAAUGGUGCUUUAUGAAACUAUACAGGAACAAAAUGACUCCUUGCAUUUCUUUUUUUUUCUAUUCUACUGCGCAUAUUAUGCACAAUGUUAUGUGCAUAUUAUGUGUUCAUAUUUCAUUUUUUGUGCUUGCUCCUCUGUUCUUUGCUCUGUGAUGUAAAGAUGCCUUCGACGUAGAUGAAGUGCCACUAUUAUAACAAUAAACCAAAUAAUAAUAUUCAA